AUGCAUCUAGAUGGAUACAUGAGUGGAGGAAACGUGUGGCGGCUUCUGUUUAAAUCAUCCUCUCGAAGCCGUAGGGCGUUCCGGUGGGCGUGGCUCUGGCAGUCCCCCGUGUCGCGUGACCACACUCCGCUGUGGUGUAUUUGUGAUGGUCCGGUCUUUGUCCGGAGUGUGGGAGAAGUCUACCAGUGCGAGUUGUGUGGUGGCAAACAGCGAGGUGUGGAGUGCGGCCCAACGUCUCUUUUCUUCGGCUUUAAGAACGGCGGUUGUGUUUCCGUCACGCCGGGUUUGGGCCACGGCGAAGGCGUGCGUCGUGUUUUUGGGGAAAUUCACUCGCAUGUCAGGGCCACAGGGACGACCUACACCGAUCUCGUCAAGCGAAUUCCCACUGCCUGGAAAUCAAGUGGCCGCAGCCUAGAGUCGUACAGGGAAUGGUGUGAUCAUGUAAUUUUGGAAAAGGAAAAUUCUUGUCAUGGAACAACGCACACCCAAAGCGCUUUAAUUCAGCGGCAACACGUCUCACCUGACGAUGUGCAACUUGCCGUGUAUGCACUGCGCUUUGCUUUAGCCGUCUACGCCCUGCCGUACGAACUGGGAUACUUUAACACCCCCGCUCGCUCCCUCUGGCUUUGGAUGCCGUGGUACAAUCGUUACACGAUUGCGUCGACGGCAGAUCAGGUUUCUUCUAUUCGCCGUAUUCUUUUUGGCGAUAAAUGCGAUCCGUUGCUUGAGGUGGCGUACGCUCGCUAUUCCGCCGCUCUCCAGCAGCCGUGUUUUGCUAUCUUUCUUGACCAUCGCACGCGAAGAGUGGUGGUCGCGUUCCGUGGAACAGUCUCACUGACAGAUAUUAUUACCGACGUGGCUGGCGGUUACACCAACGUCUGCCUGGGUACGUACCGCAGCGCUGUGACGGGUGGGACGGAGGAGUUACGCACAAACGUACCGCGUGGUUUCUACAUGAAUGUCAUGGAGGCGGGAGGACAUAUCAUGAGUGCGCUCAGCGUUAUCCGGGAGAGGUAUCCUGACUACGCGCUGCUGAGCGUGGGACACUCUCUUGGUGCCAUUGAGGCGAUUCUUUUCCAUCUGCUUUUCUUUUCUCCAACAACACGGCAGGGGGCGGAUUUACGUACAAUCGCCUUUGCCCCUGCCCCCUGCGUCGAGCAGGCGGUGAUGACAAGAGUCAAUGAGCUGCUGGGCGAAGAGGCGAUGACGUCAUGGGUGUACGGUCUGGAUGGGGUGGCGCGGCUACAGACAAGUUCUGUGCGUGACCUUUUCUUUCCAUCGUCCUCUGCCGGUUCAUCGAAAACAAAGAAAGAAGGGAAUGAGGCGCAACAGCCGCAGUUGCCGCAACUUUCGAUCCCUGGUCGCGUGUUGCAUCUAACGGAGGAAGGCACCGUUGUGCUGGACGUUCCUGCCAAUGUUCCGUGGCGAGAGAAAUUGUUUUUUGGAAAGGAGGCUUUGCUGCACCACCUCCCAUCGAUGUACGGUGUGGCCCUUCACAAGGCCCUUCUGGCACGUGAGGCGAGCACAAGAGUUUCUGUAGAGAUGAGGCCAUGA
Messenger RNA from Trypanosoma cruzi, 1554 nucleotides. RefSeq lists its product as uncharacterized. Gene Ontology annotation, biological process: lipid metabolic process. The transcript has a single exon. The record is from RefSeq and is a predicted model, not a curated record. Lineage: Eukaryota; Euglenozoa; Kinetoplastea; Trypanosomatida; Trypanosomatidae. Bases 1 to 1554 code for a protein of 517 amino acids.